UGGAACAAUGCCAUUGAGUUUGAGGUGGUCGAAUCAUCCCCCAAGAACCCAUAAUUUCCCAUUCUGUUUGUUUAGCUUCUCUAAGCUCCAACGGGUUUCCAAAACUUCAUCGAUCUCAAAAUCUGAAGGUCAAUUUGGAGGAGCCUCGUCUGUUUGGUUCGUUAAGGUUGUGUGCACAUUAUAUGUUCGACGUAAAUCGUCAGUGAAAGAAGUUCGCGUUUCGGAUUAUCUACGCAAGAAUUUAAACUCUUUGACUGCUUUUAGUGUUAUUAAGCAUAUGAAUAGUAAUUGGAAUAACCCGAAUUUGGCUUUUAGUUUUUUAGAGUAUACCAAGAAUACAUUGAAUCUUGUUCAUUCGACUGAAACAUAUAGUUUUCUUUUAAGGUCAUUUGGUUAUGUGACUCAAGUGGGUGUUCAUGAUUUAGCCAAAAAGGUAAUUGAUUUGAUGAGGAUUGAUGAGGUACUGCCAGAUAGUUCGCUUUUAGGCUUUGUGAUAACGUCAUUUGUGAAUGCUGGUAAGUUUGAGGUUGCCAAAGAGUUGAUGGUUGAUCAUUCUCGAUCUAGCGUUGAAAAGGAUGAGGUGCUCAGUUGUGUUGUGUUUAACAAACUUUUAAGUUCAUUGGUGAAGAGUAAUCACAUGGAUGAGGCGGUUUCUUUCUUCGAAAACAUCAUUUUACGAUUGAAAUGCUAUUCUCCUGAUGCUUGUACUUUUAACAUAGUCAUCUCCGCUCUGUGCCGGGCUAGGGAGGUUGAUAAGGCAUUCAGCAUUUUCAAUAAAAUGAGGAAAUUCGGUUGUUUUCCUGAUUUGGUUACCUAUAAUACUCUUUUAAACGGAUUUUGUCGUGCUGGCAAUGUUGAUAAAGCACAUGAGUUGUUGAGAGAAACUUGUAUGGUCGAUGGAUGUUCACCAAAUGUUGUGACUUUUACUUCAGUUAUAUCUGGGUAUUGCAAACUAGGUAAGAUGGAAGAAGCUAUGGUCCUGUUUGAUAAUAUGAUCGGUCAUGGAAUCAGACCCAAUACUGUUACCUUUAAUGUCAUCAUUGAUGGUUUUGGUAAGAUUGGCAAUAUGGUUUCUGUACUAAAUAUGUAUGAAAAGAUGGUUGAUCUUGGUUGUACUCCUGAUGUUAUCACCUUCACAUCUAUUAUUGAUGGCCAUUGUCGCCUAGGAGAACUGCAGCAAGGCUUAAAGAUUUGGGAUGAGAUGAAUAGAAGAAACUUAUAUCCUAACAUAUACACCUUUUCCAUUCUCAUCAAUACUUUGUGUGAAAAAGGUAGAUUAAAUGAGGCGUGUGACCUCUUAAGACAAUUGAAGAAGAGAGAUGAUAUUGUUCCUAAAACAUUUGUUUACAUCCCUGUAAUUGAUGGUUUCUGCAAAGCAGGCAACGUCGAUAAAGCUAAUGCGAUUGUUAAGGAAAUGGAGGAGAAAAGGUGCAAACCUGAUAAGGUAACAUUUACCAUUUUAAUUAUUGGGCAUUGUAUGAAAGGGAGAAUGAUUGAAGCAAUAAGCCUUUUCCAGAAGAUGCUUGUAGUUGGCUGUGUCCCAGAUUCGGUUACUGUAAAUUCAUUGGUAUCACGCCUUCUGAAGGCUGGGAUGCCAAAAGACGCUUUUGAAAUAACGAAAGCUGCAUCAGGCAUGCCUGUCACACAGACAGACACCUCGUAUAGUAAAAACACAAAUAUCCCGGUGGCUUUUUGA
This is a messenger RNA of Cynara cardunculus var. scolymus (artichoke), 1696 nucleotides long. Its product is annotated as pentatricopeptide repeat-containing protein At2g06000-like. NCBI's taxonomy places the organism in Eukaryota, Viridiplantae, Streptophyta, Magnoliopsida, Asterales, Asteraceae. Bases 8 to 1696 code for a protein of 562 amino acids. The record is from RefSeq and is a predicted model, not a curated record. The transcript has a single exon. Gene Ontology annotation, molecular function: protein binding.